AUCACCCGCGGAAGUUUGUACACAAUUCAUUUUCAGAUACUCUUCCAUUUUUUCUCAACUUCUGUCAUGAAACCUCACCAACGAAGACGAAAGACAAAGAAAAUGCAUUUUAAAAGAAUGGAAUGAACGUUGAUGUCAUCAAAGCUGCAUGAACUGCGACAAAGUCCCUGACAGCGAAUUGGAUUUUGCAGCGAAGCGCGAUAUUAUUUAAUUUAUUUAUUGGUCGUCACCUUGUAAAUUAGCGAAGAAGAAAAAAUACCAUUAAGGCGAUUUGAGCUUUAGUUUAGCAGCUGUCAUUUUAUUUUAUCCUGAAUAUAGUGUCGGAAGAGUUUAACAUUGACAGCGGUGUCUUUUGUUGUCAUUAGCAUGCUAAGCUAGCAGCAGCGCGACUGGGAUUCAUAAACCUGGAUUCACAUCAGAUCAAUAUUCGUCCUCUAAAGUCAUCAUUAUAGUGUCAUUAACUGUCAUCUUCACACGGCGAGGGCCUAUAAGACAACAGGUUGAUCAUGCUGGGAGAGUGUGGCAUGAAGGAAUGGGAGAGACUGGCCCUCAGGAGGAACUCUGUCACUCUCUGUAAGGAGAUGGUGGUGGAUGAUCUGCUGGUCCAGUGUCUGCAACAAGAUGAAAUCCUCACAGACAACAUGGCAGAGAGCAUUAUGGCUAAGCCAACAUCCCAGAGCAAGAGUCGGCAUUUGUUGGCUCUUUUGCCCAAACGUGGCCCUCAGGCAUUUAGCAGCUUCUGUACGGCUCUUACAGAGACACAGCAGCAACACCUCUGCAGAAUACUCACGGAGUUCACAGAGAGAGAUAAAGGGGUUUCAGAGCCUUCACUUUCUAUCCCAACUCAAGAAUGUGUGAUACCUGCAAAAAGAGCCCGAACUCAUGAGUCAAUGGAGAUGUGUUUGGAUGCAGACUCCCCCGUGACCUCAGCUGUUCUCCCCUGCACUCCUGAAUUCUACGAGUCCCACAGAUUAAAGGCUUACCCGAUGUGCUCUAGUCCGCGAGGGCUGGCCCUGGUGUUGAGUAACGUGAGGUUUGACUCUGCAAACACUGAUCUGGACAUCCGAAGGGGAGGGGAGGUGGACGAGGAAGUUCUGAGGAGACUCUUCACUGAGUUGGACUUUAAAGUCAGUCUACACAAAGACCUCACAGCAGAGGCAAUGCGUGGGUGCUUGGAACAGUUCACCCAGCGGCAAGAGCAUGCAGAGUAUGACUGCUGUGCUGUGUGUUUGUUGUCUCAUGGUGUUGAAGGAUCAAUCUAUGGCACUGACGGACAGCUGCUGGAGUUGGAGUGGUUAUUUGAGGUUUUUGAUAACGCCCGCUGCCCUCUGCUCCAGAACAAGCCAAAAAUGUUCUUCAUUCAGGCCUGUCGUGGAGAGGAGAUGGACAACGGCGUGGACCAGUUGGAUGGACAGGAACGUACUCAAUCCCCAGGCUGUGAACAGAGGGAUGCUGGGAGAGAGGAGGAGAGGCAGAACAAAGAGAGGGAGGAGAAAGACAGAGAGAGACUGAGAGUCAAACUGCCCCAGAGAUCCGAUAUGAUCUGCGGCUUUGCCUCCCUCAAAGGUUUCAGCACUGCUGCAAUGAGAAACACAAAGAAAGGGUCCUGGUUUGUUCAGGAACUAAAUACAGCCAUCAGACAGAGAGCCAACGACACACACAUGUCUGAUAUACUUGUGCAGGUGAACGGUCGGAUUAAAAGCAGGGAGGGAUAUGCUCCUGGUUCAGCACAUCAUCGCUGUAAGGAGAUGUCAGAGUUCACCAGCUCCCUCUGUAAAGAUCUCUACCUCUUCCCUAAGUACUACCCCAACAGCUAGACACAUACUCCACAGGCGCAAAGCACAUAGAAUACACUGCCCUCAGAACUGAUUAUAAUACCGUAGUGGAAGCUCAGCGAACACGUGUGUUAUGAUACAUCCAUCAUAAGCUCAGCACACAGACACAUAGUGAUGUAAAUAUAAUUAGACCCAUUCCAUGUUUCAUCUAUCACACAUUCCUCAGAACAAUUCAGAUUCGUUAGGACACUUGUGCACAAUAUUUACUGUGGGUUGGCAAAAAUAGAUAAUUUGCUGAUUUAAAAAAAUAUUUUUUUAAGCAACUGAUCCAGAUAUGUCUUUUCCCAUUUCCUUUAGUAAGGCAAAUGUCAUUUUGGAGGAUGUGUGAAAAAUGGUAUCAGUUUGUUUUCAUGAUUUUAAACUAGAUUUUAGGGUGAAUAGGCUGAAAUAAUUUUUUUAGUCCAAUAUUUUUUAAUCAUCUGGUGUGGAAAUGUUGCCAUACAAAUCACAACAUGUGCUUCCUUCAACCUGAUGCUUUACAAGUCAACUGAUUUUUAUCGACUUUCCUUUUUCGCAUAGAUUUAUUUUUGUCCAUUUGUUCUCAUUUUUAUUUGUACACUUUUAUCUCUGUUGUUCUUGUUCUAUUGGUACUGUAAUUGUGGACCCUUUACAACCUAAAGCCAAACUUUAAACUUCUCAAUGACACAUUAUUCAUACUAACAUUGUGCCAGUACCAUAGUGAAGACUUUUAUAACAUUUUACUUGUUGGAACAGAGAAAGCCAUUGCCUUUUCUACUGCUAAGAUCUGCCCUUACUUUAUUUAAAGUGUCCUAAAUGCACCUUUAUGUGCAUUAUAUCAACUCAAGUAAAUUUUAAAUUUAUGUUUUCUACAUCAGAUAAUUAAUUUACAUUAAUUAUCCUGUACGCACCAUGGCAGCUGUUUAUGACUAUAAUGCUUCCUGAUUCAAAGUGAAACUAUCUGCUCACAAUAGAUUUGAAAGCUAUUUAUCAAACCAUGAAUGCAUGAAUAUAUGUUGCACAUCAACAUAACAUAUUCCAUACUUUUACAAAUUUUUGUGUAAUUUCAAAACUUCCAAAUUCCAUUUGCAUUCCAAAUAGUUACCCCAAUUUUCCCAUGGGGAUAAGGGGGGUUUUCUCAAAGAGAAAUUUAUAUAUAUAUAUAUAAUAUAUAUAUAUAUUUUAGUUUUGUUAUGAUUUUUAUAUAUGCAGCCUUUUUUAUUUUAUUUUUUUAUUUUUUGCAGAUUUUCCUCCCUCUUAAACAUUUUGUUUUUACUUUUAAAAAGUCAGUGUGCCAAUGAAUGCAAAUUUAAUCCAGAUAUAUGCAGUGUCUUAAAACACCUGCAGGUGACGUUGCAGAGCUAAAGCACUUCAUCAACAAACCUUUUGCCAUUCAGAGGUCCCAACGUUUAGACACAGCCCUUCUGUUCUGCUCAUAAAACACUAUUCCUUCUAGGAAUGCAGACAAAAUUUUUGUUUGCUGUUUUUUCCCCUCUGUGUACGUAUGUCUUCUUAUGCUUUAGGCAUUUGUGGUAAAAGUCACAGCCUUUGAACAUUUGACUCUGGCGUGGCAUUCCUUGUUCUCGCUACUACAUUUCACACUCUUCACCUUUAGCUUAUGUUAUCACGCAGCACUAUGUAUUAUUUAUUUUUUUACGGUUUUAGCAGCCAAAAUGUUUAUUUACAUUGCUGAUUGUUAUGUUGAAAUCAAGCUAAUUUUGCUUUGUUGGGUUUUAUUUUUAUCUUUUAAUUAAUAAUCUUAUGUAACAUGGGAGAAAAAUACGGGCAUGAGUUGUUUUAAAAUUUUAGCUGAGACAAAAAUUAAGUUCUUGUAUAUCGGAAUAAGGGGCUGGUGGAGAUACAGAAAACUUCCAAAAAUGUACUUUCCUAAUGCAAACUCUGUGCCAUGAUAAUCUAGAAAUGAUUUGAAAGUAUUUAAACAAAUGACUAGUUAUUUGAUCUGAUGUGCUAUAAGGUAUUUUCAUUGAUCAUAUUUAUAAAAACAAAAAAUAAAAGUGGGAAUAGAAUAUAUAUUAACUUUAAAUGUAUACAUUUGAACCCUAAAGUAUUACAUAGGUUCUUGUUGUGGUAAUAGUAAAUUUGUUAUUUUUAUUUUUUUUAAAUCCCCUCUUAAAGUGUUAAAACACACAAUGGACAGAGGUAUAUGUUUAGCUGUGUUAUAUAGUGCAGUUUAGUCACAGCCAGCCUGACUGUACCAGAGUUGUUCCUGGUUAACUUAAUAUGAAAUGAAUUGUGGAGUUUAUUCACUGCUUAUUCAUUUUUCAUCUAACCAGCUAUAAAGGGUGCUUAAAUCAACUAUAGGGAAACUGUAAUUUUUGUAUUUUUGUAAUGCAAAAACUGCCAUGUAAUAAAUACUGUUCUAAAGAACUCUGUGUUAAUGCAGU
This is a messenger RNA of Xyrauchen texanus (razorback sucker), 4198 nucleotides long. RefSeq names its product caspase-2-like. The coding region runs from base 507 to 1817 and encodes 436 amino acids. Gene Ontology annotation, biological process: regulation of apoptotic process; proteolysis. The record is from RefSeq and is a predicted model, not a curated record. The transcript is spliced from 11 exons. Gene Ontology annotation, molecular function: cysteine-type endopeptidase activity. NCBI's taxonomy places the organism in Eukaryota, Metazoa, Chordata, Actinopteri, Cypriniformes, Catostomidae.